Molecule: messenger RNA, 1940 nt
Organism: Kockovaella imperatae
Lineage: Eukaryota; Fungi; Basidiomycota; Tremellomycetes; Tremellales; Cuniculitremaceae
Exons: 8
Molecular function (GO): protein binding
Source: RefSeq, a predicted model, not a curated record
AGGAAUAUUCCAUCCUUCCAAGAGUCCCUCCACCUUCUUUUGGUUCAUAUCAGCACACACACACAAUCGAUCUGAACACCCCCUUGUCCACACACACCUUACUCACCUUUGAUUCGUCUACUCGCCUACUCGCAUCCACCAUCCACCAGAUCUUUGGUGUCCCGUCGUUGGAAUUCCGCCUUGCCGCUGGAAAUUUUUGAGCCAUUUUUAUCAUUAUCCCCCUCAAACCUUACUUGGUAGAUACUCUCACUCUCUCCCCAUCGGCCGUUCAACUAGUACUAUAUAGCUCAGGUCGGAGAGAGAGACACAGGUCAGCUGGACUGGAAACCCAUUACCAAAAAGAUCGGCCACACAACCCCUGCCAUGCAUAUCUUCCUCGCUCUGGCGGCGGUGAUAGGCAGUCUAGGAGCGCAGGCGCAGUCGGUGGAUAGCAAUGGGUGCUUGAGGCUGCUUGGAAGUUCGGCCUGUCCAGGUUUCUCCUACGCCUACCUCAACCCAUCUAACCUCUCCAACGCAUUCCCAUUCUUCUCUCAAGUCACCGAUGUCGCUACGUUUGACACUUAUGCGUUUGGCUACUUUUCGAACCCCGCUCAAUUCCAGCAGACCAAGUUUGUGGAGGAAUUAGGGUGCUCCAAUGCGUCGAACGCUGUGAUCCGAUGGGAGAGAACAGUGUUGUGCAGUCAAUGGGUGAACGAGAAGUGGAGUGCUCAGUGUUUGAGCCUCUACAAUGGGACGAGCGCAGCAACAUCUCAGAAGAUGGUCUGUCAGGACACGUGCUUGCAAUACUCUGCAAGCGAGGCGCAGAUUGUCAAUUCGUCAUUCUGUCCUGGAACACCCACCAUUACCGAUGGGACGAAUGGUAAUCAAACGUAUUGGCUACACAAGGACUUUGUCGACUGCACCAACUGGACCACUCUGGCGACAAACGAUUCCCAGACCUGUGUCUCUGGAGAGGACAAUGGGGAGAACAACUGUGGAUAUGGCUCCAGCACGAGUCAGCUGUGUGAUUUCUGUUCGGGAUCUAAUCCGAGUGAUUGUUGCUAUAAUGGCAACACGGAUAUAUCGGUCUGUGGAUUUGUACUGCCGUCGAGGACAUCGAGUGUGGCGUCGUCAACGAUGUCGUCAACGUCAUCAUCGACAUCUACCUCAUCAUCGACGUCCACCUCGUCCUCUGUCUCUGGCGGUGACAAUACCGAUUUCGCCCAUCAUGGUCUGUCGGGAGGUCAGAUCGCUGGUGUGGUGGUGGGUUCCGUUGUAGGGGGUCUUUUGCUUCUCGCCCUGCUCGCAUUCUUGUGUCUUCGCAAGCGACGUCAGAAUCACCGCGACUCGGCGUCGUCCUUCGACAACGGCCGACUCGGACUCUUCCACAAUGGACGAUCUCAUCCGCCCAAUUCCUCAGAGAAGGGUCUGUUGGGAACCUCUCAAUCGAUGGCCGCUGCGAGCUCACCGACAAUGGGCGGGAGUACAUCUGCCAUGGGGAAGCCUGGUGAAAGUAUGAUGUCGAGCUUGGCAGGCGGUGGUCCAGGCUUCGCAUCAGCUGCUGCGCUCGGGGUCGGUGCUGGAGCAGGGGCCGCGACAGCUUCUGCAGCUCAUUCAUCAUCAGGUAUGCCUGGACCAGGGGAGAGGACCAGUGGGGUUGUGCUCCCGAGAGUCAAGGACGAGAAUCAGAAUGGAGACAAGUGGAUAGAAACGGGUGCAGAGGUCAAUGUGCUAUGGCCGUACGCCGCUUCAUUGCCUGAUGAGCUGGAUCUGAGACCGGGCAUGAAACUUCGGGUGCUGAGGCUGUACGACGAUGCAUGGGGGACAGCACAGGUCAUUUCGACGACAGGGGAUGGAGAAGGAUCAGAAGUGGGCAAACAGGGUGCCUUCCCGAUUGUGUGCGUCUCGGAGGGGACUUCAAUCGGUUCAUCGUUCUCGCAUGGGGGUACGAGUAGUUUGGG